AUGAAUCAGAUGGCACGCCAUUCAGUAUGUCAUCAGCCUCGAAGGCCCCUGAAGGACAAUAACCCACAGAGAAGACUGCUGUGCCAGAGGGCUUCCCCACCAGAUGGAGAGUACAGCAAGGUGAAAUGCAAGAACUGUGGAGCCUUUGGGCACUUGGCCAAAAGCAAGAGGUGCCCCAUGAAGUCCUGGGGUGUGGCCGUUCCCUUACUGGCCUUGGGUCGCAAUCAGGAGAAGGAGAACCUGAAACCCAAGAAACCUGACGAACUUCAGCCUGCAGAAUCCUUGAGGAAGACUGAGAGACAAGAGGCAGGAACUCACAGAUGCAAUCUUCAUCCUACUAGACCGUUGCCUGUGCAAACAUCCAAGAGGAAGUCGCCCCUCGGCUCUGCACUGCCAUGUCCACUGCCUAGUGAGACACCUUAUAGAUCACGCUGCACUACUGAGGCUCCAAACAAAACACCUCAGCUGAGCACUGACAGCCCAGCCCAAGGAUCUGGGGUCAACUUUGCUGACUCCCCUCACCAUGUUCUAAAGAAAUUCACCCCAGGCCCAGCUGGCAGUGCCAAGCCAACAGCCAAAGGGCCUGAUGUUUCCUCUCGUGACACUCUUCAACCUGCCAGGAAGACACCUACCCUGGGUCACAGGUCUAAUCCACAGGCGCAGAUCAAAGUUGCGGAGGUGGAUUCAAAGUUGCCUCCACAGCCAGUCACAAAAAAUUGUGUCCAGAACUCCAAACUCAGCACCCAGGCUCCAGGCAAGAGGUCUGUCCAGGACACCAUGCAGACCAGCCAGAACUGCCCCAAGAAGCCAAGACUCCUGGUUUCCCAACCUCUCUCCAGUACAAGUGGACCUGCACACUCUCGGGCACCCCAAGGGUCCACAAAGAUGCCAGUCCUGAAGCCAAUUUCUGACCCUCAGCCUCCAUCUAACUCACAUUGCUCAAGCUCAGGCCAGAACUGCCCAAUCUUCCAACCUCGAGUGUCCAGUCAUGUUCCAGACAUGACACAGAGAAUCGGCCCCAAGAAACAGGACAGUGCCAGGUCCAGAACCCCUCCCGCAUCCAAUCCAGGGAAGUCUACAGCUGCUUGUCAGAACACUCACGUCUUAAAGGAGUCUGAGAGGCAGGGUCCCCAGGUCACAAGGAGUGUCCUCUGUGAAGAUCUUCUGGUCUCUUCCUCCUCUGAUGACAGUGACUGA
Messenger RNA from Oryctolagus cuniculus (rabbit), 1197 nucleotides. The record is from RefSeq and is a predicted model, not a curated record. Lineage: Eukaryota; Metazoa; Chordata; Mammalia; Lagomorpha; Leporidae.